Molecule: messenger RNA, 1299 nt
Organism: Bipolaris maydis ATCC 48331
Lineage: Eukaryota; Fungi; Ascomycota; Dothideomycetes; Pleosporales; Pleosporaceae
Source: RefSeq, a predicted model, not a curated record
AUGGCUGACGCAUUUGCUCCUUUCAAAGUGGACGUUGGUUUGGAGUCAGAGCGCGGGUUUGACACCCGCCAAAUUCACGCCGGAGCAAAGCCAGACUCGGCGACGAAAGCGAGAGCUGUUCCCAUUUACGCCACAGCGUCAUAUGUCUUCACGAGCAGCGAGCAUGCCCGCCGGCCCACAGUAGAGGUCUUAGAAAAACGUAUUGCGGCUCUCGAGGGUGGCACCGCCGCUGUUGCCUGUGCCUCCGGUCAGUCAGCAGUGUUCCAGACCAUUAUGUGUCUUGCUCACACUGGGGAUAAUAUCGUUGCAUCGACAGCCCUGUACGGAGGCAGCUACAGCUUGUUCAAGACAUUGUUGCCGCGUAUGGGAGUGUCCGUACGAUGGGUUUCCACUGACGAUGCUGAGGCCUACCGACCGUUGAUCGACGACAGAACAAAAUUGGUCUUUGUUGAGACUGUUGGAAAUCCAGUGGUCAGCAUCCCGGACCUUCAGGGCAUUGCCGACAUCGCACAUGAGCAUCAUGUCCCUUUUGUGGUUGAUAACACCUUCGGAGCAGGGGGAUUCUGGUGCCCUGUUGUGUCUUUCGGUGCUGACAUCGUCGUCCACUCGGCGACAAAGUGGCUCGGUGGCCACGGGACGACGGUAGGUGGUGUAGUUGUUGACUCGGGACGCUUUGACUGGAAAAAAGCGGGCGCACGCUUCCCGCACCUCACGCACACGAGCGAUGGGCCCAUGGGCUUCUCCUUUGCCAGCAACUUUGAAAAUGUAGCUUUCGCUAUGGCACUGCGUAUCGAGGUUGUCAUGGAAGUUGGUAGUGUGUUGAAUCCCUUCGCGGCGCAGCAAAUCCUCCUCGGCAUGGAGACUCUGAGCCUCCGCUGUGAUCGGAUUGCUGCCAACGCGUUACAGAUUGCACAAUUUCUAGCCAAUCAUGACCGUAUCAAUUGGAUCAGCUAUCCGGGGCUUCCGACGAGCAAGUACUACGAGAGGGCCAAGAAAUAUCUACGAAGGGGUUUUGGAGGAGUGUUAUCAUUUGGCGUUGUAGGUGGCACGAUAGGCAGUAAAGCCUUUGUAGAUGGGCUUCGUUUGAUAUCAAACAUGACAAACGUUGGUGACUGCAAGACCAUGGCAACACACCCGUGGAGCUCAACGCACACCAUCAUGACUGAGCAGGAUAGAUUGAAUGCCGGCAUCACCGAGGAUCUCAUUCGACUUUCUGUGGGAACAGAAGACGUAAACGACAUUAUUAAUGAUCUUAGUCGAGGGUUGAAAGCUAUUCCAGAUAAAUUCAUAGCACCCUAA